CCUGGAUCAGCCGCACGUUCACUGUCUGCUUCCAUUCCCAAAACUGUUGUAAUAUUUGUGUCAUUACCUAUGAAUAGCCAAUGGCAAAGAGGAAAUCGUAUUGGGCGCGGUUCAUUUGAAAGUGUUUACAUUGCCAACAACAGGUUUAUAUGUUUGAUGUCCUUCUUGUGCUAGUUUCUUUACCUGCAUCAAUGUCUUUAGUACAGUUACACUUUUCUUACAGGAAUACUCGAGCUUUAUGUGCAACAAAGGAAGUUGAAAUAUUUCCUGAUGACACAAAAUCUGCAGUCUCUAUAAAGCAGUUAUGGCAGGAAAUCAAACUUCGCAGUGAGCUGAAGCAUCCAAAUAUUGUGCAAUAUUAUGACAGUGAAAUAGUUGAUAGCUGGUUUCCUAUAUAUCUGGAGUAUGUUCCUGGAGGUUCAAUCAAAAAAUAUAUAAAGGAUAAUGGAGCCAUGCCAGAAUCUGAUGUUCGCCGGUUUACUACCCAUAUUCUCUCUGGGUUGGAUUACUUGCAUAGUGAAAAUAUAGUUCACAGGGACAUCAAAGGGGCUAAUUUGCUCAUUGAUUCAUCUGGAGUUGUCAGGCUUGCUGAUUUUGGGACGGCUAAACGUAAGAUGUGUCUAAUAUUGGGCUUAAGAAACUUGGGACUUAUUGUUGCACAGCUUGCUCUACUCGCAGACGCAACUAAGCUUUAUUUCAUUGGAACUGCACACUGGACAACUCCAGAGCUCAUGCAUGGUUUGGAGCCUUCCAGCCCCGAUGCUGUUCUUGCUGUAGAUACUUGGAGUGUGGGUUGUACUGUUCUUGAAAUGUUAACUGGAAGACUUCCCUGGGGUAAUCUUGAACCGGUUAUAAUGGGUUCUUGUAUUCAGUUGUUUUUUGGGCCUUUUGGCACUAUUGAUUCGUGAAGCAAUGACAAGAGAGAGAGAGAUCGAUGGCGGUGGUGUUGCUUGUUUUUUACUUUUUUAUUUUACUCGGAGUUUCUCUGUUCUUAGUACUUAUCCAUUACAGUCCUCUCAAGCCCAUUUGCUCUAGCAACUUAGAAAGCACUUGAAGUACCCAAAGCAAUUGGAGAUUUGAAAUAAUAUUAUAAAUGGUAGUGUUUUGGAUUCCGAAUAAUCUUAGUGUUUUGUAAUCAUUAUGUAUUGGAAUUGGGAUGAAAGUAUCAUUGAUAUAGAACAAUGUUGUGGAAUGGUUAUGUAU
Quercus lobata is the source of this 1203-nucleotide messenger RNA. RefSeq names its product mitogen-activated protein kinase kinase kinase 5-like. The record is from RefSeq and is a predicted model, not a curated record. The transcript is spliced from 7 exons. Gene Ontology annotation, molecular function: ATP binding; MAP kinase kinase kinase activity. Gene Ontology annotation, biological process: protein phosphorylation; MAPK cascade. Lineage: Eukaryota; Viridiplantae; Streptophyta; Magnoliopsida; Fagales; Fagaceae. Bases 150 to 908 code for a protein of 252 amino acids. Gene Ontology annotation, cellular component: cytoplasm.